Lasiosphaeria miniovina is the source of this 552-nucleotide messenger RNA. RefSeq lists its product as uncharacterized. The record is from RefSeq and is a predicted model, not a curated record. The transcript has a single exon. Gene Ontology annotation, biological process: protein phosphorylation. The annotation marks the transcript as partial. NCBI's taxonomy places the organism in Eukaryota, Fungi, Ascomycota, Sordariomycetes, Sordariales, Lasiosphaeriaceae. Gene Ontology annotation, molecular function: ATP binding; protein kinase activity.
AUGACAACCUCUGGCUGUUAUUCUUCCGUCUCCUGGCCCCCUUUGCGAUCCUCUUCAAGCGCAGAGGUGCAGGGAACGGAGCCUGAGCCUGACAGAUUCAACUUCCUGUCCUUCCUCGCUACGGUUCAAGCCCUGCAAAUCGAAAUUCUACCUCUCGUCUGGGAUAUAACGCACGAUGAUGACAAAGGCUUCGGUGGGACUUCGGUCAUCUACCAGGCUCUAGUCAACUUAGAUACGAGCUUUGCCUUCAAGACUUACCGCAAGCAACAAAAGACCGAAGAGCAGGUCUUCCAAAUUCUUAUUAAUGAAAUCACUGUAUUGAGCGAACCCUCGGUUCGCGAACAUACGAAUAUCGCCCAGCUACAAGGAAUCUGCUGGGAAAUCUCUCCUAGCGACGACAAGCCAUGGCCAGUCCUAGUGUUUGAGAAAUCUCAUCACGGAGACUUAGAUCAUUUCGCAAGGCAUGGAGGACGAGGCAUGAUGACCAACGACCGACUUAGGCUUUGUCUGGAUGUUGGGAGAGCAGUCAUAGACAUGCACAGCAACCGUAAG